AUGGAGAAGGCUUGGGUGGAGGGCGCGUUGUUGGUAAAGGAAGACAAGCAGCAUUCUGGAAAACCUGCUUUCGUCAACUUCAAGAACGCAGUGUGGCACGCCUCGUUUCUGAAGAUUCUCGAAUGUCUGGGACCGCUAUCGGUUUGGUUCCGCCAUCAAAUGCUGGGACAAGUUAUUCGCGCCUUCUAUUCAAUUGUACUAAUACUAUCUGCAGAUUAUGAAGAACAGGCUGUAAUGGCAUUGAUUCGUGGGUUUAAUGGGCAAAUUUCCUUGUCCCGAACUAAGGCAUUGCUUGCUCGAGCGCGAGAAUCUUCUACAUUGGAGGCAAGAGAACAGAUCUUGAGUUCCCAGAGCCUCCGCGAUGUCGACAGUUCAUUCGGCAUUCUGGAGCACACCGACGUUCACAGGGCUCUAUCGCACGACAAGCUCCACUUCAACGACGAGGGAUUGUUCAGUGAUCACACGUGGCCCGAACUGCAGAAAUGGGUUGAACGUUUGGGUCGACAGGCCGCUGUCCAGAUUGACACCUUCUUUCAAUCAUUCCGCGUUGUUUCAGUAUCAUUUUCCGAUGGAACGAAAUAUGAAGACAUCUCUAAGCUUAUUGUAUUUGCGGCACAUAAUGUAUUUGACUGCGAUACAGAUCCAGAGGCAUAUCUCAUGCUCCGCUGUAUCCGAAGCUACACGGAGUUCAAUAUGUAUGCUUCGUUAGAGGUUCAUACUGAAGAUACCAUCAAUAAUGGCCGGGAAGCGUUGUCAAAAUUCACUGGAUUGAUGGAUAAAUACAUCGAGGACACGGCAGAGAUGUCCGAGAAGUCCUGGAAUUCCCCAAGAAACACCUUUCGGCCCAUCUCUUUGACGACAUUGAGGCGAAAGGUGUUUUCUCGAAACUACAGCACCAAGCCGAACGAAAAAAUGCACGGCCCAUUGAAAGAUGCCUAUCAAGAUCGCACGAAUUUCAAGAACUUCGCUGAACAGAUCCUCCGAUACAAUCAUGACAGCUUGAUUGCGGAAUACAUCCGCAACAAGUUGGAUCACCUCGACACUCAGAAUAUCAGCGUAGACCGACCCGAAUCACCCGAUACUACACUCCAGGAGACCGACAACUCAGAUGACAUUGAUGUUGACUCGACGGAACCUACUGAUGCCCAACAUUUCACUCUCGGUUCAAAGCGGGCGGCAAUGUCAUUCACACUCAUCGAGGCAGGUAGUCCGGGUAAUCCAGUGUUUGAUAGAUUUCGAAUCAAGCUAAACGACUUUCUGAACCAUGCGUUUGCUGCCAACGGCAUACCGUUUCCAGGUGGACGAUGGAUUCAACUCGUUGCGAGCGACAUGAUCGUGGAACAUCAAUUCCUUAGAGUCAAUUUCGAGUCACUUGUCGACUGGCGAGUGUCCACGGACUACCUUCGAUGCACUCUGAUGUUCCAUGGCUCACCGCAAUACAAUUGCGUCAUCUUGCAGACCGACACUGGCAUCAUCUUUGGCAAACUAAUGUUGAUUUUCACAUGCACAGUAGGGGAUGUUCAAUAUCCUGUCACGCUUGUUCUCCCGUAUGAUCGACCGGUCGGCGUUCGUCCUCAAAAGGACAAAGACUUUCAGUUUUGGCGCGUUAAGACAAAGCCUAGGGCUUCCGCAGAGUUUUUUUCAGUUCACUCGAUUAUUCGGGGUUGUUUGAUAGUAGAGGAUGCCAGCAGACCUGGCGAGUUUCUAGUCGUUGACACUAUUGACACUGAUAUGUUCCUUCGAAUGCAGGACAUCUGCAGCCAUCAUCGCUUUUUAUGUGUCCGAGUCAUCAUCAACCCCACCAAUUGCUUCACUCCUGCUCACCUUCCCCGUUGUGAUCGCAGUUCCCCGUGUCAUCCGCCGCAUGCUCAAAAUAUCCAAUUCGGACUCAGGUCUCGCCACAACAUUUAUUCCUCUGUUUCUCGCGCCACCUUUGAUCAUUGGCACAAUGUUCUGGAUGCUCGAAUGGUGACCGUCAACAGUGCUCCCCUCUCAGGCGAGGCUCGUAUAGCCCUAGGCAACACGAAGAAACACCUCGAAAAGUUAGAGCGUCUACUAGCUGAAUUUCAGGCUGCAACAGUCAACGGUGCUCCCCUCUCAGGCGAGGCUCGUCGUGUCAUCGAAGAAGAGGCACGUGUAGCCCAUGCUGAUAGACAGAGAGACGAGGCAGAAGCACGCAGGCGCGUUGUUCUCGAAUCUUACGACGAACUCAGCAAAUAUCUCGCCGCAAUCGAAUUCCUUAGAGAUCCAGGUGGCCAUCUCGUCUUGACACCCAUCCCAAAUCAAAUCCAGCACUAUCACAGCCCCUACUCUGCGAAUCCUAGUAUCACUGUAGAACCCCCACGUUUAUACAAUCAAUCUCACCAUCACUACACUUCAUCCCUCAGUUCUGGUGCUCUCCCUCCAGCCCUCCCCGCUCCCCCCUCCACUCGUGGUGUCCGUCCUCGCUCAGGCAGCUUCAAUGACACAUCUUAUCUCAUUGCACCCCUCCAGCCACCUUCCAAACAACCUCGCAAUGACCGUGGUGAAUAUGACCACAGGCCUCCACUCUCCGCUACAUCACGCGGUCGCAUUCCUGAUAUCGACCCCCUCCCCCAACAACUUCCUCAAAUUCAACACCAUAACCAUCACCUUAGCAUUCGCCCUACUCAUAAAUCUCACUCCUGA
Messenger RNA from Suillus clintonianus, 2667 nucleotides. RefSeq lists its product as uncharacterized. Lineage: Eukaryota; Fungi; Basidiomycota; Agaricomycetes; Boletales; Suillaceae. The record is from RefSeq and is a predicted model, not a curated record. Bases 1 to 2667 code for a protein of 888 amino acids. The transcript is spliced from 13 exons.